This is a messenger RNA of Trichoderma atroviride IMI 206040, 447 nucleotides long. RefSeq lists its product as uncharacterized. The record is from RefSeq and is a predicted model, not a curated record. Gene Ontology annotation, molecular function: RNA binding. Lineage: Eukaryota; Fungi; Ascomycota; Sordariomycetes; Hypocreales; Hypocreaceae.
AUGACUGACGCCGCUCGCUGGAAGGCCACAGUCCACGUCGGCGGGCUCUCACAGCUCGCCACGAGCACACAUGUCUUUGAUGCCUUUAUCCCAUUCGGCGACAUCGUGGAGGUGCAGGUCCCCAAGGCGGAUGCGCCAAACUCUACGGAUCCGCACAAGGGCUUUGCGUAUGUGGAAUUUGAGGACAGUGCGGACGCCAAAGAGGCCAUUGACAACAUGGACCAGUCUGAGUUUUUUGGCAAGGUGAUCAAGGUGUCGCCGGCCAGGGCGCCAAAGAGUGCGGAUGAAGGACUGGGAAGCAGAAAGGCGAUUUGGGAACAGGAGAGCUGGCUUGCUGAGCACGCGGCAGAGGAUGACGUCGCGAAUCAGGCAAACCUGGAGGAGCCAGCGUCGGAUCCUAUGCAAGGCCUCGAGGGGCUGGAUGUUGCAGGGCCAAAACCGGAGUGA